Messenger RNA from Glycine soja, 1510 nucleotides. RefSeq names its product serine/threonine-protein phosphatase PP-X isozyme 2. The record is from RefSeq and is a predicted model, not a curated record. Gene Ontology annotation, molecular function: protein serine/threonine phosphatase activity. Gene Ontology annotation, biological process: peptidyl-serine dephosphorylation; double-strand break repair via homologous recombination. The transcript has 8 exons. Bases 90 to 1016 code for a protein of 308 amino acids. Gene Ontology annotation, cellular component: cytoplasm; nucleus. Lineage: Eukaryota; Viridiplantae; Streptophyta; Magnoliopsida; Fabales; Fabaceae.
GAUUGUAAAAAGGGAAAAGAUUGAAGCACAAGAGAAGAGAAGAGAGGAGAGGGGGGGAGAAGGGGUUGCAGAGAGAGAGAGAGAGAGAGAUGUCAUCAUCUUCAGACCUGGACAGGCAAAUAGAGCAGUUGAAGAGGUGUGAGCCUCUUAAGGAGUCUGAAGUGAAGGCGCUUUGCCUCAAAGCCAUGGAAAUCCUUGUCGAAGAGAGCAACGUUCAAAGGGUCGACGCCCCUGUCACCAUAUGUGGUGAUAUUCACGGUCAGUUUUAUGACAUGAAGGAGCUUUUCAAAGUAGGAGGGGAUUGCCCCAAAACUAACUAUUUGUUUCUGGGGGAUUUUGUUGAUAGAGGGUUUUACUCGGUUGAAACGUUUCUGCUUCUGCUCGCUCUUAAGGUGAGGUAUCCGGAUCGGAUAACACUCAUUAGGGGAAACCAUGAAAGCCGUCAGAUCACCCAGGUGUAUGGAUUCUAUGAUGAGUGCCUUCGAAAAUAUGGUUCAGUCAAUGUCUGGAGAUAUUGUACCGAUAUAUUCGACUACUUAAGCUUGUCCGCUCUAAUUGAAAACAAGAUUUUCAGUGUUCAUGGUGGUCUUUCUCCUGCCAUUUCAACACUGGAUCAGAUACGAACUAUUGAUCGGAAGCAAGAAGUACCUCAUGAUGGUGCCAUGUGUGACCUUCUAUGGUCAGAUCCUGAAGAUAUUGUGGAUAACUGGGGUCUUAGUCCCCGCGGUGCUGGUUACUUAUUUGGUGGCAGUGUUGUUACUUCCUUUAACCACUCAAAUAACAUUGACUAUAUAUGUCGUGCACAUCAGUUGGUAAUGGAAGGAUAUAAAUGGAUGUUCAAUAACCAGAUAGUUACUGUCUGGUCAGCUCCAAAUUAUUGCUACAGAUGUGGCAAUGUAGCUGCAAUUCUGGAGUUGGAUGGAAAUCUUAAUAAGCAGUUCCGGGUGUUUGAAGCUGCUCCACAGGAAUCAAGAGGAACACCUGCUAAGAAACCAGCACCAGAUUACUUUUUAUGAAGUGGAUUUCUUUGUUUCUAUAAUCUACAUGCUCAAAUUGAUGUGGGAAACUUGAAUCAAGGAGAUGAUGAUGUCUGACUUGGGAGGAAUCAGUGAAGGACAAAUCAGUUCUGGAGGCAGGAGUUCUGCAUCCCAUCCGUCUGCUUCAACCAUCUUUAGUAUCAUAGCAGUAUUGUGAAUUUGUAUGUGAUUUGCAAUAUGUUGUUAUUACCUUUGUUCAUUCGAAAGCUGUGAUGGACAGAGGGUUUAGAGGGAAAAUGACGUUUGCAUAUAUGAAAACUUGAUUAGGACGGAUUGGAUUGGAUUAGGGAAUAUUGGGAAAUAACUUUCCAAAUAUAUAAUCUGUGGAAAAAACCCACUGGUUGAGUUUUGAUUAUAAAGUUUGGGCCAUAAAAUUUUAUUUUCUUCAAUUUAUGUAGUUCGUGUAAAUGUAUUAUUGCCCAAAUUUUAAACCUGGUGGUUGGUACUGAAAUAUUGCCAUGCCGGAAUUUGAA